AAAGGCGCCAACAAAGAAGAAGUGAAGGAUCUAGGCACGUAAACCUGCCAUCUUCUUCGCAUAUUGCCAUACAUUGAGCAUAUAUCCGUCCGGAGUUGCCAUAGACUGUGCUGUCCUUGUCCCUAAUCUAUUAAAACAUGCCAGAAGAAACUCCAGCUUCUGCCAGUGCCGUAAGCAUGGAUGAGAAACCCUGUUCAUCGAAUGCAGCGGCUGCAGCAGAUGGCCUAGAGGAUGUACUGGAAGAGGCCAAGAAACUGAUUGGAACUGGAAAUAGACACAUGGUCAUGGGGGAUGUGGUCUCUGCAGUCGGUGUGUUCCAGGAGGCCUGUGGGAUGCUGGCUGAGAAGUAUGGUGAUACUGCUGAUCAGUGUGGAGAAGCAUUCUUCCUUUGUGGAAAAGCCCUACUGGAACUCGCCAGGAUGGAGAAUACUGUUCUUGGCGAUGCUUUGGAGGGAGUUCCAGAGGAGUCUUCUGAAGAGGGUGAAAAGCAGAAUGACUCAAAGAUUGAAAGUGCUGAUAACCUAGAUGAAGAAACGAGGGAUGAGCUUCGAGUGCAGGUUUACGAUGCUAUGGCUGAGAAGACAAACAUGAAUGGCGAUGCAGAGAAAGCCAAAGGAACACCGGACGAAACUGCAGAAGUAUCUAAAGAAAAGGGGGAAGAGGUGGAGGGUACAGAAGAGCCAGAGGAAAUGGUGGUAGACGCAAAGCCUGAAGAACCUACAGUCUCUGAGAAGGUUGCAGAAGAGAAACCAAAGAUGGAAGAGAAGCCGGUGGUGGAAGAGAAGCCUGAAGAAACUACAGUCUCUGAGAAGGUGGAAGGAGAGAAACCAAAGAUGGAAGAGAAGCAGCAGGUGGUGGAAGCAAAGCCUGAAGAAACUACAGUCUCUGAGAAGGUGGAAGGAGAGAAGCCGGUGGUGGAAGCAAAGCCGGUGGUGGAAGCAAAGCUUGAAGAAACUACAGUCUCUGAGAAGGUGGAAGGAGAGAAACCAAAGGUGGAAGCAAAGCCGGUGGUGGAAGCAAAGCCUGAAGAACCUACAGUCUCUGAGAAGGUGGCAGAAGAGAAGCCAAAGGUGGAAGAGAAGCCAAAGGUGGAAGAGAAGCCUGAAGAACCCAAAGGUCUCCCAGAGAAAGAGGAUGAAGAGAUGGAGAAGGAUCUUCCAGAAGAAGAGGGCGAUGCGUCUGCCACCAAGUCUCCCAUAGAGGAUGGGGUGAAGGAUAAAGUUGAAACGACUGCCUCUGAGGACAAGGUGGAGAAUGGUGUAAAGAAGUCUGAAGAAAAUGGUCAUGGGGAGACGAAGGAGGAUGACAAGAUGGACGAAGGAGAUGAUGAUGACGACGACGAUGAUGAGGAUGAAGACGAAGAAAAUGCUGAGGAUAAGGAGAGUGAGGAUGAAGUGGGAAACCUUCAGCUGGCUUGGGAGAUGUUGGAGGUGGCUAAAGUAAUCUACAAAAGGAAAGAAGGCAAGGAGGACCUGAUGAUGGCGCAGAUCUUCUUGAAACUAGGAGAAGUUGGUGCUGAAUCUGGGAACUAUGGUCAAGCCCUUGAAGACUUCCAGGAGUGCUUGGCCCUGCAGCUCAAACACCUGUCACCCCACAGUCGUCUACUGGCAGAAACUCAUUACCAGCUUGGCAUAACCUUCAGCUUCACAAACGAGUAUAAACAGGCCAUCGACCACUUCAACAGCUCUAUUAAAGUGAUCGAGACCAGAGUGGCCAUGCUCCAGAAGGUGAUUGAGAAGGCGGAGGAGACCGUAAAGGAAGACCAGACCGAGCUGGACGAACUGACGCAGCUGCUGCCUGAGAUCAAGGACAAGAUUGAGGAUGCCAAGGAGAGCCAGAAGACCGCUGCUGCUGCUUCUGUUGCCAUUCAGCAGACCAUGGGUGGUGCCUCCACAUCCUCUGCAUUCCCAACUGAAAAUGGUGGAGCUUCCUCUUCCUCCUCCACGGUCAACCAGAUUUCAGUCAAGCCAUCCAAGCCAGCAGAGGGGGCUGCGUCCUCCAAAUCCGCAUCGGACAUCUCCCACCUGGUGAAGAAGAAGAGGAAACCAGAGGAGGGGAGCCCAAAACAGGCCAGUGAAGCUAAAAAGGUCAAACAGGAGGCUACUACAGUAAAUGGCAGUGGGGACUCCGCAAGCAACGGCAAAGGAGUUCAGGAGAAAAAGGAACAGGAGGCCUCAGCGUGAUUCCAUUUCCCUGGCAACUGACCAGUCAUCCCUCUACCAGCAGAGCAUGCUUAGCCCCUUCAGAUAAAACCUCUGUGUUGUAAAUAAGUCCCUUUUUCGUCACUAUGAUCUUUUCUUCUUUGUCCAAUUUUUGUAAAAUUGUAGUAAAAAAAUGAAAUAAAGAAUAUUUGCAAAGCAA
Clupea harengus (Atlantic herring) is the source of this 2361-nucleotide messenger RNA. RefSeq names its product nuclear autoantigenic sperm protein (histone-binding) (gene nasp). Gene Ontology annotation, biological process: CENP-A containing chromatin assembly; DNA replication-dependent chromatin assembly. The record is from RefSeq and is a predicted model, not a curated record. Gene Ontology annotation, cellular component: nucleoplasm. Gene Ontology annotation, molecular function: histone binding. Lineage: Eukaryota; Metazoa; Chordata; Actinopteri; Clupeiformes; Clupeidae.